CAUGAAACAGUCAAAGAACAAAUAUCUUAUACAACCUGUGAAGAUUUGAGGAUUUGUACAUUUGUGAUCAUUUGUUGGUGUAUCAUCAUGAGUCCUUUACUCUCUGUGCUGUUAUCAGGUUUUCUCUCAUUUCAAGACAUAGCAAAUGGAGCAGAAGAAAAUGCAGCACUAUGGGGAAAAACCAGUCAGACUUCAGUUUACUAUACGCUUGAAUCAAAAUAUGCUGUUGAUGGUGAUCCCACAACCAGGUCAGAAACCAACACAGGGAGUGACCCGUGGUGGAGAGUGGAUCUACUGAAUGUAUACCGAGUGAACCGAGUGACCAUCACUAACAGAAAUAGCGGCUAUUAUUACAGGAUAAAUGGUGCAGUUCUUCGAGUUGGAAACUAUCUUGACUUGUACAGUAACACCAUAUGUGCUGUAAUUCCCACUAUUCCAUCUGGGGUCACGUCCACCUUCAAUUGUGGUGGAAUGGAGGGACGUUUUGUCUAUAUACAUAUUCCUGGAAAUAACCAGAUUCUUGCUCUCUGUGAAGUUGGAGUCUAUGGGUAUUUGUUAGGUAACUUGGCAAUAGGAGGAAAUGUUACACAGUCAUCAACAUAUUUGUCCUGGUUUGCUGGACAGGCCAUUGAUGGCAAUCGAGGUUUCAAUACACAGGCGAAUACAGCAUGCUCUUCUACCAACAAUGAGAGUAACCCAUGGUGGAGGGUGGAUUUGAAUUAUGCAUACAUAGUCAACACGGUGGUCAUCUCUAAUAUAAUUUGCUGUCCAGAACGAAUAAUUGGAGCUGAGAUUCGUAUUGGAAACUCCUUGGAGAACAACGGCAACAACAACCCCAUAUGUGCUGUUAUUCCCAGUAUUCCAGCUGAUAAUUCCUCCAAAUACUCAUGUGGUGGAAUGCAGGGGCGUUAUGUGAAUCUGAUCAUUCCUGGAAAUAUGAAGAUGCUCACGCUGUGUGAGGUGGAGAUCUAUGGAGAAGGUCCUGUUUUUGAACACUCUUUUGUAAGGAUGCGCUUCAGCUCCAAAGAUGAUUUGACUGACCCUGUAAUGAGAGACAAGAUUCUUAAACAGUUGGAAUCUGUUUUGGCAAAACGUGGAUUUCCAAAUGCGACGAUCAGAUGGUCUCAAACCCCGAAACCGGAAGUGAUUCAGGAGACUGAAACACGUUCUUGCAGUACAGAAAACUAAUACCCCACAAAAGGCUUUAAAAUAUUUAUAAAUCUGAAUGCUGAUAUGUUUUUUUAUUAUUAAU
Xyrauchen texanus (razorback sucker) is the source of this 1252-nucleotide messenger RNA. RefSeq lists its product as uncharacterized. The record is from RefSeq and is a predicted model, not a curated record. NCBI's taxonomy places the organism in Eukaryota, Metazoa, Chordata, Actinopteri, Cypriniformes, Catostomidae. The transcript has 9 exons. Bases 88 to 1188 code for a protein of 366 amino acids.